Dinoponera quadriceps is the source of this 3101-nucleotide messenger RNA. Its product is annotated as leucine-rich repeat-containing protein 24-like. The transcript has 2 exons. Bases 1 to 2259 code for a protein of 752 amino acids. Gene Ontology annotation, molecular function: protein binding. Lineage: Eukaryota; Metazoa; Arthropoda; Insecta; Hymenoptera; Formicidae. The record is from RefSeq and is a predicted model, not a curated record.
AUGUGCCCGAUCGCGCCGACCUGGCGACGGAGGGCCACCAUCCCCGGCAUACUGCUGCUGCUGUCGUGGGUGGCGGGCGCGGCGGAGGGCUGUCCGAGCAUGUGCGUGUGUAAAUGGAAGGGUGGGAAGGAGUGGGUGGAGUGUGCAAACCGCGGCCUCAAGGGGUUACCGCAGGGCGCCCGGGAGGAAACGCAGGUGCUCGACCUAUCGGACAAUCAUCUAGUCAGUCUGCUGCCGGAGUGCUUCCACGCCCUCGGUCUGAUCAAUCUCCAGCGGCUCUACCUCGGCAGGUCUCAUAUCAGCCGUAUCGCCGCGGAGGCGUUCGUCGGCCUGGUUGGCUUGGUGGAGCUCGACCUUUCGGAGAAUCUGAUCGAGGAGGUGCCCACGAACACAUUCGGCUCCUACCCGAGCCUGAUGAGGCUCAUACUGAACGGUAAUCCGAUCAGGGAGAUUCGCCAGGGCGCGUUUCGCCGGCUGAUUCAGCUCACCACACUGGAGAUCAGCGGUUGCAUGGUGGAGGUGGUCGAGCAGGACGCCUUCGAAGGUCUGCAGUCGCUCGAAUGGCUCCGGCUGAACGGCAACAGACUCGGCCACGUGCCUGAUCACACACUGCCGUUCGGGGGUAACCUCCGGGGAUUGACUCUGCACAACAAUCCGUGGCAGUGCGACUGCCGGCUGAGAGUUAUGCAAGCCUGGCUGAAGGAAUCGGCGGCGGCCGCCCCGCAGCAAUCCGAGCCCGUCUGCGAUUCACCGGCGAGGCUGCGCGGCCGGCAGAUCAAGGCGCUUAAAAUCAACGAGCUGGCCUGCCUGCCGCGUAUCGACAUUCAGGAUCAUCUGGAGGUCUACGAAGGUGGGAACGUCACUCUACGCUGCGACGUAUACGCGAUACCGAGCGCCAAGGUAAUAUGGUGGUUCAACGGGGGACCGUGCGAGCUGCAGCACGAGAACAACUCCUUGGCGAACGGCGCUUCCGCGUCUUCGAGGUGCGUCUAUCGGGAGCGAGGUGGGACCAACGUAAGCAGCACCCUGUUUCUUUACUCGGUCGAGACGUUCAACGAGGGCACCUACAGCUGCGUCGCGGAGAACAGCGCGGGUUCCGCGGAAGCGAAUCUCUCCCUGCGCGUGCUCUUCCGCGAGAAGCCGACCGUGGAGCCGCCGUACGACAAUCCCGGGUCCGGCUACGUCGCGGCGAUAGCAGCCGGUGCGCUGGUGGGCACCCUCUUCGCCCUCGGUUGCCUGGUGGGCAGUGUGAUAUACUGCGCGAGGAAGCGCCGUCGCGACCGCAAGCGGAAUUCCAAGGCGCUGGUGACGCAGAGCAAGUCGGUACUGCCGAUCACGAAGGACACCACCAGCGGGGUGUCCUGCCGCAAGGGCAACGGCAGCCUGAUCGGCCUGGAGCAUCAGCAGAUGGUCUCCUACACCGAGCGCGAGAUGAACCGAGCGACCACUCUCGAGCGCCUCGAACACUCCAGGAACAACCUGGACAGAGACGCCUAUCUGGCCAGUCCAGUCGCCAAGUACCUGACCGAACCGGAUCUGAUCAAUGAGGUGCCCGAGAGCACCGAGGUGGGCUACGGCCAACUGUACGGGCGGCAUCAUCAGCGCGCCGGCGCCGGCGACCGACAGAUACUGGAAUACGAUUCCGGAUACCCGCUGCAGCCCGACUUGAGACCACCGCCGGUCCUCCCGCAAGUCAACUACCUCGACCAGGACGGAUACCCCUUGAACUUCGGCCUGCCGAAAAUUUCCUUCAGCACCGCCAGCACCUUACCGAGGCUCCGGCAGAGGAUGACGGAGGGCUCGGCCGCCGCGCCUCCGGCCAGGUACUCCCGGGAAGCGGAGUUCCUAGCGAGAUCGCCGGGAUACGACCCUGUUUUAUCGAGGACCGACGCCAGGUACACCAUCGAGGGCUACCCGUAUCCGAUACAUCAGCAUCAACAUCAGCUUCAGCAGCAUCAACAUCAGCAACAAGCGCAGCAGCAGUCGCAGCAGACGAUUCAACCGGUCGAGCAGCCGAUUCAGCAGCAGUUGCCGGUGUCGCCGGUCUCACCGGUCGCCAUGUUCCCGGAAGUACCCUUCAUACCGUCACCGCCGGCAGCUUACAGAGGCGAGACCACCCCGUUGUCCCCGAGGUCCCUCCUGGGCAAGACCGCGCGCGAGGCCGCGGCUGCGGCCGUCGCGCGUGCCGAGGAGCUCCAACCGCCGAAUCACCCGGAGAGUCCUGAUGAAGGCUACGUGGGGGACGCUAUGGACGUCUGAAAGCUUCGUGACGACGAGGGAAACGAGUAGAUCUGAAGAGCGCGCGGCGAAUAUGUGUAGUGAACGAGGUACCCGGAACUUUUCACGUAUCGUUCAAGUUUCGUGAACAAUACGGCCGGCUUUCGAUUCCUCCACGACUCUACCUCGAAGAGAAUGAAGAGAGAGAGAGAGAGGGAAGGAGGAAUUUCUCGGACCGAUAAAACCCUGUGAAAAGUGUAACGCCAUUCAAGUUUUCCGGUAGUGGGGUAGUUAGUCUCUCGACGACUGCACGCUGAUCUUCCUCGAAGAAUCCUCGCCGUCAUUUACUGCCUCGUCUUGAUUGAAAACGGUGCCACCGAAGAGAGAGAGAGAGAGAGAGAGAGAACAAAGUGAUUUAUAUGCAUCGCACAAAUACUUCGGAACCGUUUUAAUCUCAUUCCAAGUAUGACAGAAGGAAACAGAAGAAACGAAGAAAAUUCAUUCGCGGGAAACGAAGCGUUCAAGCAAGUUCCCGUGCACGAAACACGCGUUUUCGAGUAAGCGAAACACCGCGAUUCUCGCGUGAAAAGGAAAUCCGUUCCCGAUUUGAUACCUGGGCAUUUCUGUGGAAACGCUCUGAGGUAAUUCUUACGAAUUUCUCGCGCGUCUCUCAGACGUCGACAAGUGCGACGGUCUUAACGAAGCUACUGCGAACGAGCCGAAUUACCAUUCGAGGAGGGAAUCUGUACCCGUCACACAUCAGCAGAUUAAUUCGCGAGGGAUAACAGGGUCCAGGAUGUGAUUGGCGGAACAGAGCCGCCCGAGACGGCGCGAACAAAGGACUUGUUCCGGCGGUGGGACGUAAUAGAUUAAUCAGAAGGCAU